Amaranthus tricolor (Joseph's coat) is the source of this 2909-nucleotide messenger RNA. RefSeq lists its product as uncharacterized. The coding region runs from base 1166 to 2440 and encodes 424 amino acids. The transcript has 10 exons. The record is from RefSeq and is a predicted model, not a curated record. Lineage: Eukaryota; Viridiplantae; Streptophyta; Magnoliopsida; Caryophyllales; Amaranthaceae.
GACAUACUCCUUCCCUCAAUCACAAAUAGAAUCACGCCUCACACAUCUUCCUCCUUCCCUCUUUCCCUCUCUUCUCCCUUUCCUACUUGUGUGCCGCCAGCUGCUGCCUCAAGAGGCUGCCUACGGAGCCCCAGCAGCCGCCUCCUCUCUUCCUCAACCAGCAGCAGUCGCACCUCCCCUCUUCCCCGGCAGCCGCCGCCUUGUUCCCUUUGCAAGCAGCAGCUAGGGCUGCGUUUUCUUUCCCCAAACAGCAGCAACCACUUCUCCUCCUUCCUUUAUUGUUGUUCAAGAUUGCAAGGUCCUUCAAUGGUGAUUGAGUUUGAUCACAGAUCGGAACCGGUCGGGAACGAUGGGUUAACGGUGUUGAAUAGCGUUCCAAGGAUGUAUAUUGAGCUGAGCACGUAGGAAUUUAUAAUUUUGUAUUAGGUUUUUGGAUAAAUGUAUAUUUGUUUCGGUUGUGCUGGUUAUAUCGGUCUUGUAGAGAAUUGUAUGAUUAUCUUGUGUACUAGUUAGAUGUUGGCUUUGGGAUUUAGCUGAGUUAGUCACGUUGAAGAGCUUGUGUUCCCUUGCUUGAGUUUUGGAAGUGUUAUUUCAGUUUCUUGGGAAACGAAUCCAGUGAUGACCCUGUUUACCUAGUCAACGGUAACUCGGGUUGUUACAACUCAAUCCUUUUUGUUGCAAGAACAUUUUUUUCUAAGGAUUUUUCUGGAUCUCGAGUCGAGGGACUCUUUGCUGGCUGCAUUCUUUUUUAUAGGUAUGAGUUGCCACCUUAUUUCUCUCCAGACAUGAGCUAGAAUACAAUGAGUACGAUAAUGAUGAUGAAUAGAAACGCUAUAAAAAAUAAAAAUAUUGUAAAGUUAAAGAAACAUACUACAAUGAAAAGCACGACAUUUUAAUAAGAAUAAAAGAAGUAAAGAUUUUAGAAAAUUAAUAAUUGAAUGCUUAAUUAUUUAUAAUAGCAUUUUUCAACUUGUAAAAAUAUUAUUAGGCAUAAUGUAAUAAAAAAUUAGUGCACACUAAUUUUAAUGUACAAUUCAACCUCUACUCCUCUGCCGUAUUUACUCAUACGCCUCGCUCUCCACCCUACUCGGGACUAAACGAACGACUAGGAGACUAAGGUUGAGGAGGUUCUAGAAGAACAGAGUAAAGCCGAAAGCUUACGAAAAUGUCGAAUUUCUCAACCUUUGAUUACCAACAGCUGACUGAGUUAUCUCAAACAAUUCGGGAAUUACUCUCAACAACACCUUAUAAUCCUCCUCAAUCUCACGAUGUUUCCAUCAAAUCACUCAUCGAAUCGCUUCUUCCUCCCAAAACCAUUGAGAAAAGCAAUACAUUUUUCUCUCAACCUCAAGUUAGGGAUUUUUCAAUGUGUUGCGCAUUACUGUCUUCUGCAAUCGAUUCAAACUCGCCGUACACUAAUUGGAUACCUCAACAACUUUCAAUCGCUGCAAAUAACGCUUUUCGAGCUCUUUCGAAAGCGAUUUAUGGUGAUUCUGAUGAGCUUUUGAGUUCCGAGAAGAAAUUGGUGAUUGAAUUGAUGCCGGAGGUUCUUCCUUUGAUUAAUAAUACGAUUAAGGAAAGCUCGACUAGUGGCUCGGAUGAUGGAGAUGAAAUUACUGCAGCGUCGGCUAGGGUUCCUCUUGGUUACGCCAUUGUUGCUGCUUAUCAGUUUAGAUGGUUUGUUUCACAGGUGGAUUAUCCACAUUUGGGGAAGGUUUGUGGUUUGGUUAUUCCUUGUGGACUUACAACUCUUGAUCACUGGUCUUCUGAAGUGAAAGGGCAGGGAAUGAUCAGCUUCAUACAUCUAGCUAAAAAUGUUAAUGUGGCUGAGCUUGGUGGGUUUGGAGAUGUGAUUCUUGAUGCAUGCUGUCAAAAUAUUGUUUCUAGUGAUGAGAUAUGGCAACAUGCUGUUGAGAUGUCAGUACUAUUUGUGACUUCAUUGCAGAAAAAAAACCCUCGCAGCACAUGGUUUGAGAAGCUAUUGAAUGAAAUGCUAGGUCAUUUGGAACGCCAACCAAGGGACAAAGAGCGGCGUAUUAUAUGGCUGAGACACAUAGAUCCACUCUUCUCCUGUAUGGGUCUUGUUCUGCUAGCUCACUUCAGACGUUUGUUUCCCCUUCUCUUCCACUGGAUUCACGCUGAUGAUAAUGAAACUGUUCUGUUGGUACUUGAAAAGAUUCGUGCAAUUGUGAAGUUGACAUGGAUAAGAAGUAGCCCUCACACUGUAAGACUAGUAGAUGAACUAGCCAUUUUAUACAAAGAGGCUGCUAUGAAGACUGCUCGUGAGGAGAUAAGAUCACGUAUCUGUCAGAUAUUUAUCCUACUUCAACAAUGCAAAGGGCUGCAUUUCAACACGACUUGGGAAAAGUACAAGGAUGAUCAAAACUUGAGGACUCUUGUUCAGUCCAUUGCUGGAAAUGCCACCACAGUUACUCAAUGAAACAUUAGUUGGUACUAUCAGGGGCAUGAAGUGUUGAUCACAAAACAUGAUAACACCAAUGUUUACGCAUCAUUUGAGACUUCUGAUUUCGAAUGUUCCGGAGAGUUUGGAGCAGUUAACCCAAGCUUCAUAAAGAGCCUUCUGUUGAUUGAUUAAUCGGGAUUUAGCGUUCUAUGAUAUCAUAUGAAGAGACUACUGUUGCUAAGCUGUGAAGGAGAUCUUUAAUAAUCUGCCAACUGUCUGACUGCCAAGUACGUUCUGCAAUUCUUCAUCAUCUUCAUGUACUGAAUACUGAAGUACUCCGAUUGCUAUGCCAUAGUUCUGUAGUUACAAUGAGAGUAAGCAGCUUACUACUGUCUCAAGUUGUCAGUGGAUUCCUUAAUGUAUAGAGGAAAUUUCUUUCAUAACAUUGUCUAUUUUGGUACAUGAAACUUCUUUUAUUGAAUUGAGUUUAAUCCCUUCAGUUGAA